This is a messenger RNA of Oxyura jamaicensis (ruddy duck), 693 nucleotides long. RefSeq names its product cytochrome c oxidase assembly factor 6 homolog. The transcript is spliced from 2 exons. Lineage: Eukaryota; Metazoa; Chordata; Aves; Anseriformes; Anatidae. The coding region runs from base 108 to 347 and encodes 79 amino acids. Gene Ontology annotation, biological process: respiratory chain complex IV assembly. Gene Ontology annotation, cellular component: mitochondrion; respiratory chain complex IV. The record is from RefSeq and is a predicted model, not a curated record.
CAGGGCCGUGCUGGGCCGGGCCGGGCCGGGCCGGGGCUCCCCGCUGCGGUGAGGGGCGAGGCGCGGUGUCGGCCGCCCCGUGCUGGCCGCGCAAGGCGGCAGGGAAGAUGUCGGCCCCCACGAUGCAGGAGAGGAAGGCGUGCUGGGGGGCGCGGGACGAGUUCUGGCAGUGCCUGGAGGCACACGCGGAGGACGCGGCGCGGUGCGAGGAGCUGCGGGUGGCCUUCGAGUCCCGGUGCCCCCAGCAGUGGGUUAAAUACUUUGACAAAAGAAGAGACUUUUUAAAAUAUAAGAAGAAGCUUGAAGCAGAAGGGUUUCAUCCUCCAGAAACUGCUGGGAAGGCCUAAGUACUCUGCUUUCAAAGUAUAGCUGAUGAGAAUAAAGCUGGGGAAGGAAGAAGCAGGAGAAAGCAACAGAACCUGCUUCAGUGCAAGAACUCAAGGUCAAGAACUGCUAACCUGUGUUCCUAAAAUGCAGACCAGUCUUCUUAUUGUGGGGUCUCAUGUCUGCUGAAAAAAGGAUGGUCAUGGGCAACUUGAGUAUGAGUCAAAGCAGUAUGGUGCCAAGCUGUUCACAAAUCUGAGGCUUUGAAUGUGUAAUGACAGUCAUUGUUUCACAAGAAUAAAUAAAUGAUUAUAUGAUAGCAUCACGUACAUACUCUAAAAAGAAUAAAAGUGUUUUUCAGUAAGUGAA